AGGAGGAUGAAGAGGAAGAGGAGAGGUCAACGACAGGUGGCGGUUCAAGCAAUCUGAUUGUCUUUGGUAAUGAAAAGAUGGAUUACCGAGUGGUAGACAACAAGACCAUUAUCCACAACCCUGCACCGGUGAUAUCCGAUGCCAUGACAAACCAAGUGAUAGCUAUUGCUUCCGUGACCGAACAACCACAGCAGCCGCAGCAAGUUGCCGUGGAUGAUACCGAUGAGGAAAUUGAUAUCUUGUUUUAGACUUUAUGUUUUCUCGCAAUGAUUCUAUUUUAUUUAUUCCAAUCUCUCUUGUAUAAAAAAUUUGUGUAUUUUCUAUCCCCCCUCCCCUAUCCCAUCCCUUCUUGUUACAUAGUCUCAUCUUUGUUUAUCCCAUUUGUUUUAGAAAUUCCUUUUAUUUUUCAUCUUGAUUAUAUUCCCCCCCUUUUUCUCAUGUCUUUUGUAUCAUUUUUCCCAAAUAAUAAAAAGCUUUUCCCAUCUAAUGAUACAGGUGUCCUGGUGGCUUGAAAGUGUUUUUUUUCUUUUUUUUUUUUUUCUCCCCC
Messenger RNA from Mycotypha africana, 547 nucleotides. RefSeq lists its product as uncharacterized. The coding region runs from base 267 to 512 and encodes 81 amino acids. NCBI's taxonomy places the organism in Eukaryota, Fungi, Mucoromycota, Mucoromycetes, Mucorales, Mycotyphaceae. The transcript has a single exon. The record is from RefSeq and is a predicted model, not a curated record.